Messenger RNA from Cladocopium goreaui, 1395 nucleotides. Lineage: Eukaryota; Dinophyceae; Suessiales; Symbiodiniaceae. The record is from the annotation of a GenBank genome assembly.
AUGGCGUUGACCGCAGAUGAACGGAAGAUGCUCAAAGGUGUUUGGCCUCUGGAGCUUCUAGAGGAUCCCCUCAGAGCUCCGCGCCGGGUGAGCACGGCGCUGGAGUUCCUGAGGGAGGUCCUAGUCUCUGAGCACCUUGGAGACGUCAUUGUCUUGCCCGACGGUGUGAAACUCUUGGGGCUCUCAGAGAAGGAGGUGAUGCCAAAGGAUUUACUCCAAGCUUUGGACGCUUCAAGUUCUGUCAAAGAGCUUCUGAGAUAUUUCCAGAAAGAUGAGAAGCUUCUGACCAAGUACAAGGCAGGUGUGGAGUACGUGGAUCAGCACGGUGAGCAGCGCGGGGCUUUGCCCAAAGAACGGCGAAAUCUUCGUGGCCGAAUCAAUGAAGUCUUGAGACUGGUGGAUGCUGGUGAGGUGGAUCCUGAGUCCCUGUACGUUGCCGAGAUGAGAUUGCUGGAAGCCAUUCAGCAUCCAAUCGACGGUGAGUUGGUGAAGACGGUCUGUCAACGCGACGUGAAGGACGUCAUGGGACCCCUGGCAUCGUGGACCUUCUACUGGGACCGCCAUGAUGAAGGUGUUUUCAUUGGCAACCGCGGCAGUGGUAAAGGGAUCCACGUGGAUCAAGUCCUUUGGAGCAAUGUGGGAAAGAAUUGGCGUGGCUACAAGCUGGUUGCCGCCUGGCCCAAGGGAGCUGUGAGCAACAGCAUUUGCAAAACCUUCGAUGAUCAGCUCUUCAGUCCACCUCUUUCGGAGGCCAAGGUGCAAGCCCUCCGUCAGGCAGCGAAGAUCGUUUUGCUUAGACCCGGGGACGUGUACUUCUUCAGCGGCGGAACAGCUCACACGGCCUUGUGUGUGUCCGAGGGGAUGGGGCUUAGCAGCUACGAAUCGAUUGUGACGCUGCAUCCGCUCCACAGCGGCCUUUGCAUGCAAACCUGCGAUCGGAGCAGCCCCUGCUGGUUGGAAGGUGCAAUGCCUCGAGAUGAGUUCGAGGACAUUUUGGAAGAGGCUGUAGAGCAAUUGGAGGCGGCGGCGAAGCAAUUCCUGGAGGCCAGCCCUGGUGUGGAGCCCGACUCUAAGGCCAGUCCCUUUGAUCCUCCACUGUGGAGCGAACUGAGAUUGCAGCUGAGAUCUGAUAAGGCGACGAUGCGCUUGCUGCAGGAACACUUCGCAGCCACCGUGGCGCAAUGUCUUUGCAGGAGCCCCUUCGUCCGAGAGAAUGCUUCAUCCACGCUGAAACGCGCGUUGAGAUACCUCACCAAUGGCAGAGGCUUGGAAUCGAUGCAAUCUCCAGAGCGGUCGCCGUCUCGAGAGCCGAGUUCCAGCCGCGCUCCUCCGGACCGUGCAGCGGUGGCGAGACGGCGGUCGAGGAGCCCUUUGCGCAGCACCACCUCCAUCUGA